This is a messenger RNA of Grammomys surdaster, 1774 nucleotides long. RefSeq names its product NADPH-dependent 3-keto-steroid reductase Hsd3b5-like. Gene Ontology annotation, biological process: steroid biosynthetic process. The record is from RefSeq and is a predicted model, not a curated record. Gene Ontology annotation, molecular function: 3-beta-hydroxy-Delta5-steroid dehydrogenase (NAD+) activity. Bases 303 to 1424 code for a protein of 373 amino acids. NCBI's taxonomy places the organism in Eukaryota, Metazoa, Chordata, Mammalia, Rodentia, Muridae. The transcript is spliced from 6 exons.
AUGGACUUUGAUGCGUCCAACAAUUGUACUGCAUACUGUUCUCUGAAUCCAUAUCGAAAGGAGAGCUCUCAGCUGUGCCUGCCUUCAGGAUCUCCAAUCCUUGGAAAUAAAAUUCUGUGCAGAUUUCAGUAGAAAACCUGAGGACCUAGCACCAAACUUACGCUCAUAUCUAAAUGAGAACUGCAUGAACUUGCAGAAGAACAAGAAAGUUAUACAUCAAGGCAACUUUAAAAUGCGUUGCCCUGCGCAGGACCACCUUCCAUCAAGUCUGCUCCCUCUGGGAUCUGCUUCCUGUGUUGACUAUGCCUGCAUGGAGCUGCCUGGUGACUGGAGCAGGAGGGUUUCUGGGCCAGAGGAUCAUCAAGAUGUUGGUGCAGGAGGAAGAGCUGCAGGAGAUCAGAGCCCUGUUCAGGACCUUCAGUCCAAAACACAAAGAGGAAUUAUCCAAGUUACAGACAAAGACCAAGGUGACAAUAUUGAAGGGAGACAUUCUGGAUGUCCAGUGCCUGAAGAGAGCCUGCCAGGGCAUCUCUGUUGCCAUCCACACCGCUGCUGCUGUUGAAAUCAAUGGUGCUACUUCCAGACAGACCAUCCUAGAUGUCAAUCUGAAAGGUACUCAGCUCCUUUUGGAUGCUUGUGUGGAAGCCAGUGUGCCAGCCUUCAUCUACAGCAGUUCAACAAUUGUGGCUGGACCAAACUCCUACAAGGAGAUCAUCCUGAAUGGCCAUGAGGAAGAGUAUCAUGAAAGCACAUGGUCUGAUCCAUAUCCAUACAGCAAAAAGAUGGCGGAGAAGGCAGUGCUGGCAGCCAAUGGGAGCAACCUGAAAAAUGGUGGCACUUUGCAUACUUGUGCCUUAAGAGUCCCAUUUAUCUAUGGGGAAGAAAACCGAAUCACUUCAAUCAUUGUAAAUGCAGCGCUCAAGAACAACAGCAUGCUUAAGAAGUAUGCAUCAUUCUCCAUAGUCAACCCAGUGUAUGUGAGCAAUGCAGCCUGGGCUCACAUUGUGGCUGCCAGAGUCCUACAAGACCCCAAGAAGUCCCCAAGCAUCCAUGGACAGUUUUAUUACAUCUCAGAUGACACUCCUCACCAAAGCUAUGAUGAUUUAAAUUACACCCUGAGCAAGGAGUGGGGCCUCCGCCUUGAUUCCAGUUGGAGCCUUCCUCUGCGCCUGCUCUACUGGCUUGCCUUCCUUCUGGAAACGGUGAGCUUCCUGCUAAGUCCAGUCUACAACUAUAGGCCACCCUUUAACCGCUUUAAGGUUAUAGUGCUAAAUAGUGUGUUCACUGUCUCCUACAAAAAAGCUCAGCGAGAUCUGGGCUAUGAGCCACUUGUCAGCUGGGAGGAAGCGAAGCAGAAAACCUCAGAGUGGAUUGGGACACUGGUGAAGCAGCACAGGGAGACACUGGACACAAAGUCUCAGUGAUGAGAAGAGGGCGAGACAUGGCCCUGGGUAUUAUAGGUCCUCUACCAAAGACAGAGGCACAACUCAGGUUCUUUGAUACAGAAGAUCUUAGAGUUGUAAUGAAGUCACCAAAAGGCUUGCCAGUCACUGUCCCAGCCACAAGCCUUCUUUCUGAAGUGCCUGCCCAGAGAUACACGGGCAGCUGUGCCCCAGCUCCUGAAUCCAAACUCCUCAGCACCUCUUGUACCUCAGAGCUCUCUCCAUUAUUUUCUCUCCCCAUUCAAAGCAUGUCUAGCCUUCAGAAAAUUCUGCUUGCUUUAUGAAACCCAAUGGAAGGAACAAUAAAUAUUUGUCAAUCCUUCAACAGUGAA